Messenger RNA from Carassius carassius (crucian carp), 2056 nucleotides. RefSeq lists its product as uncharacterized. Lineage: Eukaryota; Metazoa; Chordata; Actinopteri; Cypriniformes; Cyprinidae. The record is from RefSeq and is a predicted model, not a curated record. The transcript has 7 exons. The coding region runs from base 296 to 1831 and encodes 511 amino acids.
UGGAGCUAAACUCUGCAGGAAGUGGAACUCAAGAGCCAGAGUUGAGAAUCUUGGUCUAAUGCCUGUGGUUUUAGGUAUAACAUUGUCUUGUUUGGAGGGGUGGACGUCUUUUCGCGAAAGGUAAUUUUGUUUUUCUUCUUUUGUACAGUGUAAAGUAACAUUGGAAAUAUGUACAGGGUACCAUAUAAACAGAACUAACAACACUUUCUAUUUUUACAGAUAAUGUACCUUGGUGCUGCCAAAAACAAUACAGCAUUAAUUGCACUGACCUUCUUCCAAGAGUCUGUGGAAAGAUAUGGAUUUCCUCUCAGGUGUGUCUGGUGGAGAUGAAACCGUGUCAAUGUCAGUGAUGGAAGGGGAUUCUGUCACUCUACACAUGGACCUUACUCAAACACAAAACGAUGAUACAAUACUGUGGAUGUUUGGACCUAAAGACUCUAUCGUAUCUCAAAUAACGAGAAAGAACGAUUUGACCUCAUUAUUUUUAACCGAUGAUGAACGAUUCAUUGGCAGACUGCAAGUGGAUCAAAACACUGGCUCUCUGACUAUUAGAAAUACAAGGAUCACACACACUGGACAAUAUAAACUAACUGUCUCUAGAAAAAAGACUACAAUCAAGAUAUUUAGUGUUACUGUCUUUGGCGUUGUUAAUGAGACGGAUGGAGUGAAGUCAGUGUCAGUGAUGGAGGGAGAUCCUGUCACUCUACAAACUGAUGCUGAAAUACACUCAGAUGAUCUGAUUGUGUGGAGGUUUGGAGAUAAAGGCAUCCUCCUGGCUAAACUAUAUGUAGGGACUAAUGAGAGCUCAUUAAAUGAUGCUGAUGAGAGAUUCAAAGAUCGACUGCAGCUGAAUCAGACUGGAUCUCUGACCAUCACAAACACCAGAACUGAACACGCUGGACUUUAUGAAGUACAGAUCAGAGGCAGUGAGAGCUCACAGCGAUUCCUUCUUUCUGUCACGGCGGCUGCCGUUCUGGGACUGUCUCCUGGUGCUACAGCAGGGAUAACUGUUAUCGUUCUGCUGGCGGUUGCAGUUUUGAUUUACUGUCAGUGCAAAAACUCUAAACUAGAAAAACAAGUGUGUGAAAAUCAGUCAGUGAAAGAAGGAGAAUCUGUCACUCUACUCACUGGUCUUACUGAAAUACAUAAAGAUGAAAAGAUACAAUGGUGGUACGAAGAUAAAAACAAUCUCAUUGCCAUCCAUGAAAUUAAUGGAGUGAAUAGUAAGAGAGCAUAUCCUGGUGUUGAUGGGAGAUUCAGGAGCAAACUCGGCCUAGAUGAUUUGGGAAAUCUCACCAUCAGUAACGUCAGAACCAUUCACACUGGACUCUAUAACCUCAAGAUCAGCAGCAGAGGAAGAAUAACCAAAUACAAGCGAUUCAUUCUGACUGUUGGUGUGAGGACGCACAAAGUGCAAGAGGGAGAACCUGUCCCUCUACGCAAUAAUGCUGAAAUACAGACCGGUGAUCUAAUACUGUGGACGUUUGGAGCUGAAAACCGUCUCGUUGCUAUAAAGGAUUCAAGAACAACUGAGAUUUUUAGUGACAGACUGGAGCUGGAUGAUAAGACUGGAUCUCUGACCAUCAAAGAUAUCAGAACCACAGACUCUGGACAUUUUAAACUCCAGAUCAUCAACAGCCAAAAGACCACAUUCAGGAGAUUCAAUAUUGAUGUCACAGAUGUUGUUUCCACAGAAAAACAAGAGAAAGGGGAAAAAGGAGCAGCAGGAGACGAGUUCAAUUUAAUGAGGCGAGAGACGCCCAGCAGUGUGAAUCAUGGAGAACAUCUGAGCCAAUCAUUUCUGUCCUCUAGUGGACAAAAACUGAUCUAAGAAUCAAAUCUGAGAUCUUAAAGAAUUGACGGUAGAACCUCUGAGUCCUAAAUGUUUAGCUUAUGAAAGGUCAAAUGUUUAGCCUAUGGAAGGUCAAAGGAGUUUGAGGUUUACUAUUUCAACAAUGACUUCUAAUAAUAUUCUUAACCUACUUAUAACCAUUUAGCACGAGAUGUUGUUUCAGUGUUGUUUCGAACAGUAAUCAGUGGAAGAGUGCUGUUUUGC